This is a messenger RNA of Rhea pennata, 1464 nucleotides long. It is a transcript of the gene IGSF11, whose product is annotated as immunoglobulin superfamily member 11. Gene Ontology annotation, cellular component: cell-cell junction. The record is from RefSeq and is a predicted model, not a curated record. The transcript is spliced from 7 exons. Bases 191 to 1318 code for a protein of 375 amino acids. NCBI's taxonomy places the organism in Eukaryota, Metazoa, Chordata, Aves, Rheiformes, Rheidae.
GCGGCGGCCCGGCGGCGGCGGGCGGUGGGUGCCGGCCGCCCUGGCCGCGCUCCUGGCCCUGCGAGGUCUGGUGUGUCCUCUAGAAGUGACAGUCAGUUCAGGAAGUAUCCAGGUUGCCCGGGGCCAGACAGCGGUAUUGCCCUGCACCUUCACCACAAAUGCUGCUCUCACUAACCUUAAUGUCAUCUGGAUGGUCAUUCCUCUCUCUAACGCCAACCAGCCUGAACAGGUUAUUCUCUACCAAGGGGGUCAGAUCUUUGGUGGUGCACCCCAGUUCUAUGGGAGAGUGGGGUUUGCUGUGACAAUGCCAACCACCAGUGCCUCCAUCUUCAUCAACAAUACUCAGCUAUCUGAUACUGGCACGUACCAGUGUUUGGUCAACAAUCUUCCUGAUCGAGGUGGCAGGAAUAUCGGAGUCAUUGGACUCACUGUCUUGGUUCCUCCUUCUGCCCCGCUCUGCAGAAUCCAGGGGUCCCUGGACGUGGGCAACGAUAUCACACUGACCUGCAGCUCAGAAGAAGGCAUCCCCCGGCCAACAUACCUCUGGGAGAAACUGGACAAUGUUCCCAAGUUGCCCCCAACUGCCACACAAGACCAAGUCCAGGGCACUGUCACUCUCCGAAAUAUCAGCACUGUGUCCUCAGGUCUUUACCAAUGCGUGGCUUCAAAUGCCAUUGGAACCAGCACUUGCCUUCUGGACCUGCAAGUCAUUGCACCCCAUCCCCGGAGCAUUGGCCUGAUUGCUGGAGCGGUGGCCACAGGUGCUGUUGUGCUAGUUGUCUGCAUUGUCUUGGUGGCCGUGGCGCUGUUUUACUGGAAAAAUAAACACAAAGAAGAAGAAGAGGAGGAGAUUCCCAAUGAGAUAAGGGAGGACGACCUGCCGCCCAAGUGCUCCUCCACCACGAAAACAUUCCACGCCGACGCAUCCUCAUCAGAAAACGACACCCUCACCUCCUCCAACACCUACAACAGCCGUUACUGGAACGACCCCAAAGCCAAUCAUGCCACAGACUCCUUCACCCGCUUCAGCAACAACAAUGAUAUGCGCCAGCCCCCCUUCUCCCGCUCGGGGAGCACGAGCACCCGCCCCAUCUAUGCGAAUGGAGGCCACCCAUCCCCGGCUGCCCCUAAGACGCUGGUGGUAACGGCCAACACAGCACCAUCCCCUCAGGAGGUUAUGAGGAGCAAUGGCUCAGUCAGCAGGAAGCAGAGGCCACAGCACACGCGCUCGUAUGCUGUGAGCCAGGCAACGCUGGAGCGGAUAGGGGCUGUUCCUGUUAUGGUGCCUGCCCAGAGCCGGGCCGGUUCCCUUGUAUAGGGUGUAUGGGCAGGCGAAAGCAAAGCAAGAAGCUUCUUGUACCAGGUGGGCUGAAGAUAUGGCCAAGAGACCCUCCUCCUUCUUGAAAAAUGUGGCGAGAUGGGAGGAGAUGCGCCUCUCCCUGCUGCCCUCCCCCCUCCCGAGAC